Lepisosteus oculatus (spotted gar) is the source of this 1642-nucleotide messenger RNA. NCBI's taxonomy places the organism in Eukaryota, Metazoa, Chordata, Actinopteri, Semionotiformes, Lepisosteidae. The record is from RefSeq and is a predicted model, not a curated record.
AGGGUUAAAUAGUCGUAGAUUAGUCAUCACAGUUAACGAUUUUUACAUUUUUGAUACGAUCAGGAUUUGAAUUCGGUAACAGCAGUCAUUUAUAUUGUCUUUAAUGAAUUUAACUGGAAAAUUGAAGACUAAUGAUGAUAUGGACAGAGACAUCGAGGAAGGAGCAAGCAUGCAAACCUGGUACCGCAGGACAGCAGAGCUAGGUCUGGCCCUCGCUAUCAUCCUUAAUAAACCGCCAGAGCAAAGUGGGAGGCAGUACACAGAAUAUCUGGUCACCAGGCUUCAGAGCAGAGAUGAGAGCUGGAAGGCGAAAGCAGAGGAACUUCAGGAGAAAGUAUUACAACUACAACAGGAACUCUUUCUCACCAAAAUGCUCUCUAGACCAGAAAGCAGGGGUGAAAGAGGAGAGAGCUCCGUGGAAAUACUGUCUCAAGACGUCCUGUGUUCCACGAGCCACGAGCCGAAUCCGGAAGAAGAUUCCGGAUGCGACACCGGAAACAUGGGGAGCCUGCCCCCGAGUCAGGAACUCGGGGACCUGGCCGUGCAGCAGGCCUCUUCGAGGCGCGAGGUCGCGUUCGAGGCUUGGAACUUCGAAAGCAAGAAGGUCAAAGCCGUUCAUUUCCACACCAAGUUUUUACGAAAUGUACUGGGUCUCAGAAGAAUCAAGGAGUUGGGAAACGCAACACCCGACCCCCUUGCUUCUGACCAGAACUAUAGCAUAAUAAGAGAUUCUGUCUGCCAGUUGCUGGACUGCGUGUCGUUCUUGUACCGAGACUGUGAGGCUGUCCUUCCCAGCUCGCUUCUCCUUGAGGCUGGCCAGGCUGUUGCAGGUGCAGUGGAACAGGGGACGUCGUGUGAGCAGGCCUGCACCCAGUUUGUGAAGAAAAUGGAAGAGUUCCUGAAGGAGUUUACGAGUUUAAUACUGGAAAAUAACCAGCUCAAUAGGUUUCAGACGCAGGAGUCCAUAGCAGACUUCCUGAUCCUUCUGGGAAGAAGCAGCUUGUUAAAGUCUUCAUUCGUCUGUCACCUUCUUUCACAAAUCAGCCACUUUGCAGAUGAAGUACAGCAGGCAUGUCAGAAUCAAAGCCGAAAGCUUCCAGAGUUUGACAUUGCCAAGUAUGAGAACACAUUCUAUCUGUUUUGGAUCUUGGAACAACUUCUCCAGACUGAUGAAAGAGGAGCUGGACCAGUUCCUCAGGAUUCUUCUGAGCUAAGAGCUCAUUACCACCAGCCUUCGCUCAGCCCAGCAGUCUCGGCGGCCUCAAGUCUGCCUUACCAGCCAUCUGGCUCCUUUCCCAGGAAGCCCGAAAUUCGGUUCCUGCCCAUACAAGAGACUCCCUGUUUUCUACCAGGUGGAUUCUGUGUGGCAGUGACCCAGGCUUCCGGUCUUCACUCUGCGCUCCAGCGUCAGCCAGUGCCCUCAGCCAGCUCUCGGCUUCGCAGUGUUGUGGGACAAACCGGUGGGGUGGAGCGGCACGAGACAACGGGGAACCCCGACAGUCACAUUGGCACCCCUGGCCCUUUUGAGGGCUGCCUCGUGAGCCCGUUCAGCUCCUUUUUCAGGGGUCUCGCUAUUGGGUUUCCCUCUGUACCCGGGACUCCCUUUCGGACGGGCUGUAUUCAGCCGAUGGGUAUUGUUUGA